UCCGCAGAAGAAACUCGGUGACAGGGAAAGACAUUAAAGUUGUUACAGAGAGUGAUGCUAUCCAGGCCCUUGGAGUGGUUAUCUACCAUGCUCUGGACUACGGACUCCAGGAAUCCGAGGAGCGACACCUCAGUCACAGCCUGGAACAUCUCCUGGAGGUGAUGAUAAAUCCAGAUGAGGAAGAUGAUGAGGAAUUACAGAAUGCGUGCGACGAGGGGAUCGAGAAAGACGCCAAGGAGGGGUACACGUUCGCAGACAUUAUUGUGUUGUGUUCCCAGCACAUUUCCAGUGACCUCAAUGUGGGUCAGCACUACAAGGCAGUGUGUAAGGCCCUGGUGGCCGAGGCAGAAGAACUACUUACCUUCCUCAACAGAAUCUCCUCAGGCAAGAAACAGCUGGAGAAGGUGGUACAGGACGAGGACCAGGCCAGGCUCGAGGAGCUACAGAGGUCUGACUGGGCUCGAUUAUGGGUGCAGAUUAUGAAGGAACUAAGACGAGGGGUCAGGUUAAAGGCAGUGGAGCACAUCACAACGCCAACAGAGUAUGAGUUAACUCCCUUUGAAAUCCUUCUGGACGACAUCAAAUCUCAUCGCUACACCCUCAACAAAGUCAUGGUAACUGUUCAAUUGGUUUCUUUUGAGUGA
Saccostrea cuccullata (small rock oyster) is the source of this 644-nucleotide messenger RNA. Its product is annotated as protein spire homolog 1-like. Gene Ontology annotation, cellular component: cytoplasmic vesicle membrane; cell cortex. Gene Ontology annotation, molecular function: actin binding. Lineage: Eukaryota; Metazoa; Mollusca; Bivalvia; Ostreida; Ostreidae. The record is from RefSeq and is a predicted model, not a curated record. The annotation marks the transcript as partial. The transcript has 4 exons. Gene Ontology annotation, biological process: polar body extrusion after meiotic divisions; intracellular transport; actin filament polymerization.